AUGUAUCUGGAGACCAUGAGCAUGCAGUUCGCGACCAACAUCGUUGACGCCCAGAACCACUCGAUUGCCCUCAUCGAAUCCGCAUCUCAGAUCUCCUUCGGCUUGCAUUACGGCUCAGCCGGCGCCACUGCCAAGAUGCCCGGCUCUCUUCUCUUCGGCGGCUACGACCGAAACUGCGUCAUCGGCCCCAUCCUUUCACUCGACGCCGACUUCCGCAACCCCGUCACCCUCUAA
Chaetomium globosum CBS 148.51 is the source of this 234-nucleotide messenger RNA. RefSeq lists its product as uncharacterized. Lineage: Eukaryota; Fungi; Ascomycota; Sordariomycetes; Sordariales; Chaetomiaceae. Bases 1 to 234 code for a protein of 77 amino acids. The transcript is spliced from 2 exons. The record is from RefSeq and is a predicted model, not a curated record.